AUGUGUCUUUCACAAGAACACAUUCAUAAACAAAAAGCACAUAUAAUGGAAAAUUAUCACUUAAUUCUAUCAGUCUUCUUAAUCCUUUCAUUGAAACUUUUGUUUGGUAAAAAGCACAUAAAAUACAACCUAGCUCCGAGCCCGACCAGACCAUUGCCGGUGAUCGGACACCUCCACCUCCUUAAACUGCCGCUUCAUCGCACAUUUUUGUCCCUCUCCCAAUCUCUCGGCGGUGCUCCCAUUUUCAGCCUCCGCCUCGGUAAUAAACUCGCGUAUGUCAUCUCCUCCUACUCCAUUGUUGAAGAAUGUUUCACUAAAAACGACGUGGUUUUAGCCAACCGGCCAAAGUUUCUUAUCUCGAAACAUGUGGAGUACAACUACACAUCCAUGGUCAGUGCCCCUUAUGGCGACCAUUGGAGGAAUCUUCGGCGACUCGGCGCCAUUGAGAUCUUCUCUUCUCACCGGCUUAAUAGCUUUUUAUCCAUCCGUAAAGACGAAAUCCGACAUUUGAUUUUGCGUCUCUCCAAAAACUCUCGACAAGAGUUCGUGAAAGUGGAGAUGAGAACAUUGUUUGUAGACUUCAUUCUCAACAAUGUGAUGAGGAUGGUGGCCGGGAAGCGAUUUUACGGCGAUGGAACAGAGAACGAUGACGAUGCAAGAUGCGUUAGGCAGUUGAUCGCUGACGUGGUGUCUAGUGCCGGCGCUGGAAAUGCUGCUGACUACUUUCCGAUCUUGUGUUGGGUCACUGAUUACGAAAAACGUGUAAAAAAUGUGGCAUUUCGAUUUGACGUGUUUUUGCAGGGACUUGUUGAUGAGAAACGUGCGGGAAAAGAAAAGGGUAAUACUAUGAUCGAUCGCUUGCUUUCGCUCCAAGAAACUCAGCCUGAUUACUACACGGAUGUCGUCAUCAAAGGAAUCAUAGUCGUUAUGAUACUUGCGGGGACUGAUACAUUGACAGGAACAUUAGAAUGGGCGAUUUCAAAUUUGUUAAACCAUCCAGAGAUAUUGAAAAAAGCAAAGACCGAAAUCGACACCAAUGUCGGGUUAGACAGGUUAAUUGACGAACCUGACAUAAUCAAUCUCCCUUACCUUCAAAACAUCAUGUCGGAGACUUUACGACUUUACCCGGCAGCUCCGACACUUCUCCCCCACGUGGCGUCGAAAGAUUGCAUGGUCGCGGGAUACGACGUUCCACGUGGAACAAUGUUAUUGGUGAACGUAUGGGCCAUGCACAGAGAUCCAUAUAUAUGGGAAGAGCCAGAAAAGUUCAAACCAGAGAGGUUUGAGAAAACAGGUGCGGAUCAAAAGUUGAUUCCGUUUGGGAUCGGACGGAGAGCUUGUCCCGGGUCUGGGUUAGCUCAACGGUUAGUGAAACUAGCUUUAGGAUCGUUGGUUCAAUGUUUCGAGUGGGAGAGAGUUGGAAAAGAAAAUGUGGAUAUGAAAGAAGGAAGCAUGAUGCACCAAGCGACACCGAUGCAGGCCAUGUGUAAAGCUCGCCCCAUUGUCCACAACAUUCUCGGCGCUUCCUUUUGA
Messenger RNA from Thlaspi arvense, 1533 nucleotides. Lineage: Eukaryota; Viridiplantae; Streptophyta; Magnoliopsida; Brassicales; Brassicaceae. The record is from the annotation of a GenBank genome assembly.